GUGAGUCAGCACAGGGGUGGAGCGGGCCGGGGAUGGGCGGGACGGCCCUUAUAAGGCUGGAGGCCGGGCGGGGUGUGAGCUCAGUCGCCCGCGCCGCUUCUGCUGCCCGCGCUCGCGCACUAACCAUGCCGCCCUACACCAUUGUCUACUUUCCCGUUCGAGGGCGCUGCGAGGCCAUGCGCAUGCUGCUGGCCGACCAGGGCCAGAGCUGGAAGGAAGAGGUGGUGACCAAGGACACCUGGCUGCAGGGACCACUCAAGGCCUCCUGUCUGUAUGGGCAGCUCCCCAAGUUCCAGGACGGAGACUUCACUCUGUACCAGUCCAAUGCCAUCCUGCGGCACCUGGGCCGCACCUUCGGGCUAUACGGGAAGGACCAGCGGGAGGCAGCCCUGGUGGACGUGGUGAAUGACGGGGUGGAGGACCUUCGCUGCAAAUAUGCCACCCUCAUCUACACCAACUACGAGGGAGGCAAGCAGGACUAUGUGAAGGCGCUCCCGGACCACCUGAAGCCCUUCGAGACCCUUCUGUCCCAGAACCGGGGGGGCCAGGCCUUCAUCGUGGGUGACCAGAUCUCCUUCGCGGACUACAACCUGCUGGACUUGCUGCUGAAUCACCAGGUCCUGGCCCCCGGCUGCCUGGACCCCUUCCCCCUGCUCUCGGCCUACGUGGAGCGCCUCUGCGCGCGGCCCAAGCUCAAGGCCUUCCUGGCCUCCCCGGAGCACACAAACCGCCCCAUCAAUGGCAACGGGAAGCAGUGAGAAUUUGCAGCCCCCUCGGCAGGUGGUGGGGUGCCUGCCUCCAUUUCCCCAGGACCAAUAAAAUUUCCAAGCGAGAAGCA
Messenger RNA from Suricata suricatta (meerkat), 838 nucleotides. Its product is annotated as glutathione S-transferase P. Gene Ontology annotation, cellular component: cytosol. NCBI's taxonomy places the organism in Eukaryota, Metazoa, Chordata, Mammalia, Carnivora, Herpestidae. Gene Ontology annotation, molecular function: glutathione transferase activity. The transcript has 7 exons. The coding region runs from base 33 to 758 and encodes 241 amino acids. Gene Ontology annotation, biological process: glutathione metabolic process. The record is from RefSeq and is a predicted model, not a curated record.